GUCUUCCUUGGCCCCUGUCACGUGGGAAGGGCCCGUCAGGGAGCGGAAGCGGCGCUCGGACGCGAUUAAAAUGGCGGCGUCGUGAAGUUGCAUGUUGUUGUGGGGGACCCCCAGCUGAGUCCGUUGGGAGGAACCGCCAGUUGCCGCCGCCGCCGCCGCCGCCGCCCUCUCCCCUGCCUCCCUCCUUCCCGCCCGCCAUGGCGGUGACCGUCACCCUGAAGACCCUCCAGCAGCAGACCUUCAAGAUCCGCAUGGAGCCUGACGAGACGGUGAGGGGCGGCGGGUCGUCCUCCUCCUCCUCCCCUUCCCCACCCCCCUCUCCUUCCCCCGGCCUCUUCAGCGCCCCCAACCCUCUUGCGCCAGGAGCCCCCUUUCGCCUUGCAGGUUAAGCGGGCGGUACUUCUCGCCUCUCGCUUUCCAGAUCCCCCUCUCUCGUUCGUAGGAGAUUCCUCGCGAGGUGGGAAGGGAAAGGGAAGCAGUCCACCCCCGGGUCGCCUUACAGAGGCGAUCCUCCAACUUCUCCCGAUCUAGAAGUUAGUCCUUAAAGAACAGCGUCGUUUGUUUUGCCACAAAGCUCACACAGGAAAAGCUGUCAAGUAGGGGUUUCUCGAAGGCGCACGGUCUCUCUCAAUACACACGUGUAGCCACAGUCCUUGAUCCUUACUGGCGUAAGGAUCUGUUCGCUGCUGGGCACGUAACACACGCGCGCGCGCGCCCCGGGCGCCUUCCUUCCAGUCGUGCUUUAUUCUUAAUUCCACAUACACAUCCUGUUACAUCACAUAGUUACACCAACAUCUAUAAAGGGGCUGCUCCCAUUUCCACCCCCUCCUCCCUACGCUAGCUUUCCCAGCACGUGCUUAAAUUCAAAAUCAAAUGCAGAUUGGUGAUUUCCGAAUUAGUAUCUCCUAUUCUGGGUGCCUUGCCUUGUAUUUGUAGUCCUGAACCCCCCCCCCCCCCAAAUCAAGAACAUAAUAAGAGUUUGCUGGGCCAGGCCAAAUACACAUGUGGUCCCAUAUUCUGUUCUCACAGAGGCUGUGGCAAGCAGAACAUGAGUGCAACCUACUGGCUUACAUUUUGGUUAUUUUGGCAUCAUUUUGUUUUCAUAGUUGUUACUUCCAGCAUAUGGCCUCUGAUCCUGAAGGUAGAGCACAGCCACCAUGACUAGAAGCCAUUGAUCAUCAUAUUCUCUAUCAAUGCCUAAUCCUCUUUUAAAACCAUCCAGGUUGCUAGCCAUUGCUACCUCUUGCGGGAUCAAAUUCUAUAGCUUAACUCUGUGCCAUGUGAAGAAGUGCUUUCGCUUGUCUGUCCUGAGCCUUCCAAUUUUCUGCUUCAAUGGACGGUCCCAAGUUCUGUUCUUAAGAGGAAGGAAGAACCAGAACUGCACCCAGUAUUCCAAGUGUGGUUGCACCAUAGAUUUGUAUAAAGAUAUUACGAUACUAGCAGUUUUAUUUUCAAUCCCUUUCCUAGUGAUCUCUAGCAUGGCAUUCACCUUUUUCACAGCUGCUGCACUCUUAGUCAAUAUAUUUAUCAAGCUAUCCAUCUUGUUCCUGGUCAGUUGCUUCUAGUUAAGACCCCAUAAAUGUAUGUGUGAAACUAAGAUUUUUAUAUUUUUUUGCCCAUCCUGAAAAAAAUGGCGUCAUCAACAAACUUGAUUACUUCAUUGCUCCUUGAUAAUUUGUGAACAAGUUAAAUGACACAGGUCCCAAUACUUUGGAGGAUUCCACUUUGUACCAUCCCUCCCAUUGGGAGAACUGUCCAUUUAUUCCUGCUAUCUGCUUCCUGCUUUUUAACCAAUUACUGAUCCACAAGAGCACCUCUCUUAUUCCAUGACUGCUAACCUUGCUUGGGAGUCUUUGAUAAGGUAUUUUAUGUACUUUUUCAAAAGCUUUUUAAAAAGUAUUUGUUAACUGGGUUACUUCUAUCUAUAUUAAGGUUACCAGAUUUUUUUCAAUGAAUCUGGGGACACUUUUCAACUUCCUACUAAAUAGAUGGAUUUUGUCAGGGGACUGAUUUGUAACUCCAGGGACUGUCCCUGGGAAAUGGAGACAUCUGGUAACCUUAAUCUAUAUGCUUAUUUCUCAAAGAAAUUGAAAAUGUUAGUAAGAAAGGACUUACCUUUACAGAAGCCAUGCUGGUUCUGCUUUAGUAAGACUUGUUCUUCUGAAUGCUUGGUAAUUCUAUCUUUAACAAUGCUUUCAACCAGUUUCUGGAAGAGAUGCUAAGCUAAUCAGUCUGUGGUUUCCAGGAUUACCCCUGCCCCCAGUCCCCCCUCCCUCCCUGUGAAAUGGCACUACAUUGAUCAUUUUCCAGUGUCCAGGUAUGGAGGCAGGUAUCUUAGGAACAAGUUACAUCUUUUUGUUGGAAGUUUAGUAUUUUCACAUUUGAGUUUCUUCAGAACUCUUGGCUGGAUGCCAUCCAGACCCAGCAAUUGUCAAAUUUUAUUUUUCAAUAAGGGCCUAUAAGAACUUUGUAUCUUUUCACCUCUAAUUGCCUCAGUUUGGCAGGUUCCCUUCUAAAAGUUAGUUCAGGUACAGGGGUCUCCCAUAUAUCUUCUACUGUGCAGGCAGAUAUGUACAAAGAAUUCAUUUAGCUUCUCUGCAAUCUCCUUUUUCUCCUUCAGCAUACCUUGACUUCUUUGUCAUUCAAAGGUCCAACUAACUGCCUCCCUAGCCAGUCUCCUGCUUUCAAUGUAUUUAAAUAAUUGUUUGUGGUUAGUCUUUAUGUUUUCAGCAAGAUGCUCUUCAGAUUCUUUUUUAGCAUCCCUUAUUGUUCGGUUGCAUUUCUUUUGCCAAAGUUUGUGUUCUGUUUUCUUCUCAUUUGGACAAGAUUUCCAUUUUCUAAAGGAAGCCGCCUUGCCUUUGAUAGCUUCUUUAACUCUGCUUGUUAUUCAUGCUGGGAUUCUCUUGGCCCUGGUGGUACCUUUUUGAUUUGCUAUUUACAUUUAAACGGAGCUUCUAGUUUGGUUUUAAACAACCCCUGAACAUUUUGAGAGAUGUGACCCUAUUGACUUUGCCUUUAAACUUCAUUUUUACCAAUUCCUUCAUUUUUGGGACAUUCCCUCUAUUGAAGUCAAAUGUGACUUUUGGGUUUUCUUGGCAAUUGUCUGUAUAUAAAUUGAAUUUGAUAACACUAUAGUAACUAUUCCCAAUUGGUGCAACGGUACCCACAUCUCUCAGCAGGUCAUCGGCACCACUCAAGAUUAGGUCCACGGUUGCCACUCUUCUGAUCAGUUCCAUGACCAGCUGUCCUAGGGCACAGUCUAUCAUAUUUACUGUUGUUUUGGUAGCUUUUUUCCCACCACCGAUGUCUAUCUUUCCUCAGUUUUUGUUUUUAAAUCAGUGUUUUAUGUAUUUUAUUACCCAUGUUAUUUAUAGGUAGAUUUCUGCCUCCUCUGCUUCAACAUUAUACUGAUUCAUCUGGUUUUUUUUGAAUGAAGUGAGUCUGAAUAUGAAUCCAGAUAUUAAAAGUGACAUAAAUCUGGAGUAAUCACCUUGAUUCCUCCCUUGUCAUAUAAUCCUGGCAGAACACAUAUGAGGAGUGGUAACUGCUAAGAAUUCAUUAUUAUUUUUCAGUCUCUGCCUAUUGUGGGUCAAGAGGCAUGCCUCUUUCGCAACUUGCUUUUAACUUCAGUGGAACGAAGUAAAUCCUUUCAAACACCAGUACCUACAUAUGAAUAAGCCCUGAACUUAACCAGUUUGCUAGCUUUUAUCAUGUUCUGAUUUGAUUCAAGUUCCAAAACAGUUUUAGUAAGGAUUCUCAAACAUGACCUUUUGAAAGGAAAAAAAAUUAAAAAUUUGUCACAAGCUGCAUUAUCCCUUUCGUGCGAGGUAUAUGUUGCAUCCUGCUGGACUGAGUUCUUUUUAUCAAAAUUUAACUGUACGGCCAGGGUAGGACCAUUCAUCCAUCAUCUCACCCUGCACAGAAGUAUAGAAGUAAAACAGCUUUGGGAUUUAUUCAAGAGAGACAGCCACACAGUGCAGAAGACAACGGCCUCCCUAUGCAAUCUCAUCUUGCAAAAUUCCUUUUUAACCUAAACCAUGGUGCAACUGCUGACUGUUCACAAAGGUGAAAGCUUUUCUGUGCCCUAUCAAGGAAGUUUUUUUUGUUUAAAUCAAAGACCUCCUUUCAUUUUUUGAACCUUCUGUUUUUGGAUGAUGAUUGUUUAUUAUUAUUCUUUUAUUUCAUAAAAUUUAUACAGUGCUUGAUUGUAAAAAAACAAAACAAAAACAAUCUCAAAGCAGCUUACAAAAAGAUAAGCAAGAAAAUCAAGAAAAACCCAUGACCAUAUUUAAAACAUACGAAAGUUAAAAUACUAAAAUUACCUCUAAGCAUUAGGUAGGUUUUUUGAAACAAGAAUGUUUUUAACAGGCGCUGAAAACUGUACAAUGAAAGUGCCAGCUUGAUCUCAAUAGGCAGGGAGUUACAAAGAUUGGGUGCUGCCCCAUGAAACAAUUGAGUUCUUAUAAAUGUAGUUGUCAGGGAUUGGACUGAAUGGUGCCCCCCCUUCUCCUGAACCUUCCCGAGAACAGGAGGACAGUAUAGAUCAGGCAUAUCCCUAGCUAACAGGACCAGUGGUCAGGGAUGAUGGGAGUUGUAGUCCCAAAACAUCUGGAGGGCCGAGUUUGCCUGUGUCUGGUGUAGAUUUAGAACAGUGGUUUGCAGAGGGGCAUAGUUCAGAGGCUGCAGAGGGCAGAAGCUGGGAAAUAUUGGAAGAGAAACAGCAGGAAGAAGAAAAAGCACCAGGGAAGAGACAGCUGACAGACUCAGUGUCUUUAGAAAGCAUUCCUGACCAACCCCCUCCCAGAACCAGGCAUGCCUUGAGAGUAGUAGAACAGAGAGCUCAGAGGCAGAAAACUUAGAUUAGCCGGCGCAUGGGUGACGUAGAAUAGGGCCGACGUAGGGGGGUGGGACUUUACCUGAAGCAACACCAUUGAUAGAUAGGGACUACAUUCCUUUGUCUCACUCUGUAAAUCCUGAAUAAAUUACAUGGUAAGGACUCUUCUUGUCAGCUGCUUUUUUUGCUGCCACCAGGGAAGGGAAAGGAUUCCCUGAACCUUGACAGUAGUACAGAAUGUGGUGUUUAUAUGCUGCCAAGUACCAUAUAAUCAUAAAAUCCUACGGAGGUGUGGAGCUGUACUGUGUUUGUGGGAAUGGAGAGCAGUCCCAGAAGCUGGAAAGAUUGCCUAUUAAUGGUACUGGGGGGGGGGGGGGGAUAGUUUUUUUGAACUGGUGAAAGUACCAUGAAGUGUGUGUCCACUCUUGCUUUUGGUAUUUAUAGAUAGCAGGGCAACAGGUUUGGCUUUCCUAAAAGCUUUUAGAAGCAAGGGACUUUCUGAACCCAUCUCUCCUCAUUGGGAGUAAAGACAGUACUCAAAAGAGCAUUAGAUACGGAACAGAGCUCACUGUGCUGGAAGAAUGUGGCUUAUGGGCCAAUUCAAAUAUCUCUACAGCCACGCUUCUUGGGGUGGAAAAAGUUUGACUUUUAGGCGUUCAGUACAAGACAGAUGGUGGAACCAGUUUGGUCUUGACCCACAGGUCCGAGUUCUUAAGGAGAAGAUUGAGGCUGAAAAGGGCAAGGAAGCGUUCCCAGUGUCGGGACAGAAGCUUAUCUAUGCUGGCAAGAUCCUGAGUGAUGAUGUCCCUAUCAAGGAGUACAAGAUUGAUGAGAAGAACUUUGUGGUGGUGAUGGUCACCAAGGUAUGGUUGGGCAGCUCCAUUGCUUCAUGGGAAUAGAAGACUGAUUCUGCUUCAGUAGCUUCCCCUCCCCUCCCCGCCUUGCUGUGGUUCAAAGGAUGGUGUGCUAGGAAGCAGAUUUGGUGCAUGUUUCUGACAGUGCAAGCUUCAGCCUUGGGGUGUGGGCGCAUCCAAGAAAGGUGAUUACAGGGCAUUGAAAAUUCCAGGAGUCGCUUCUCUUGGUUUCUCAGAAUUAACUUGAAGGUCAAUCCCCUUUGCUUUUCUCUGUGGGAUAGAAAUGCAUUGUAUCUGCUUCUAAGUCUCAUUUUGAAUUUCUGUUCAGAACAAAACAGGCUCAGGAGCUCCUGUCCCCUCACCAAGUGAGGCAGCGCCCCCAUCAGAGCCUACACCAUCCUCUGGACAGACGCUGCUGCCUGGAGCAGCUACUGUUUCGCCCCCACUAGGAACUCCAACAAGUGAGGAGAAGCCUCCUGAAGAGACAGUGACUGUUUCCCCCCAGGAAUCAGUUGGGUAAGUUUGGCUUGCCCUGCCACCCUCCGCACUCUCAUUUGUUUUGUAGGUGACGCUGGAAUGAUAUAAUGGAGGGAGAAAUUCUAGGCCUUGGAAAUCAUGAUUGGUUCUGAAAAUCCACCAAUGUUUGGAGUACAGUGGUACCUCGCAAGACGAAUGCCUCGCAAGACGGAAAACUCGCUAGACGAAAGGGUUUUUGGUUUUUUUAGUUGCUUCGCAAGACGAUUUUCCCUAUGGGCUUGCUUCGCAAGACGGAAACGUCUUGCAAGUUUGUUUCCUUUUUCUUAAAACCGUUAAUAUAGUUGCGACUUGACUUUGAGGAGCAACUCAUAGCACGCGGUGUGGUAGCCUUUUUUGAGGUUUUUGAGGACUUUGGUGAUUUUUGAAGCUUUUCCAAAGCUUUUCCGACACCGUGCUUCGCAAGACGAAAAAACCGCAAGACGAAAAAACUUGCGGAAUGAAUUAAUUUCGUCUUGCGAGGCACCACUGUAAACUGAUUGGGGGAUAACUUCUAGAGCAGAUGCUAAAGGGACACAGAAUUAGCCUACCAUCACUUGGACCAGCCGGUUGUGGUCUUGUGUUUGUUUAGCUGUUAGAUUUUAUUGCCUCUAUGUUUGAGGACUUUAACGUGGAGAUUUGAGUGGAGAUUUGAGUGGGUUUGAAAGUGGGUUGCAAACCACACAGCCUAGGUGCCUCAAAUGAGAUUGGAGUCUUGGAGAGGAAGAGGGAGGUGAAGGCCUGUGAUGUCAGAAUGCAGCUUGGGUUGCUAACUGGUGUUAUUAGACGGCUAUAAAAAGGAUGCAGGAUUGGGGCAGGAAACAAGAAGGUACAUAAGAGCAUGUGUUUUGGGGGUGAGCAGCCCUCCUCUCCUGGCCUCUGUUGCUUCAUAGCUUCGUACCACCAGUUUUAGCACCACUACCCACUCUCAGAACAGUACCCCUGAAAUGUGGUGAUUGUAGUUGCACUCCAGGCCUCGGUGGUGGUAAGAAUCGUUAGGCUAAGCAGUUGCUUGCUGUUUGUCAGCCAUGGGGGUAGGAGAGAGAUUGUAUGACUGAAGGGGAAACCAGCUGUUCUGUUGCUUAGUUUAUAUUUGGCUUUUCAGUUUUCUUGGCCAGUUAUCUGAAAGGACCCAGCUACUAUUUCUCUCUCUUAAAUUUGCAGCUCUGUUCCCUCUUCAGGUAGCAUGGGACGUGAAGAUGAUGCAGCUUCCACUUUAGGUAGGUGAGCGCCUUUCCUUCGCUUGCCACGGGGGAGAGCUCUCAGCUCCUUGGCUGCAGUUUGCUCUUAUAAGAUUGGGACCACUCUCUCCCUAUUCCGCUGUUUUGACUGGUAAAUUUCUAUGGUCUUCAGAUCCAUAGUUGAUGGACUUCUAAAUACAAUACAGCACGGGAUAACUUAGGAAGUGCUGCCCUCUAAUGGUCUCUAGUGGUUAAAACACUUCUCCUUCCACCACUGUUUCAUGGGGAUCCGGCAUGCAAGCGUCAGCUGGGAGCCAUGAGUGGGUUGCAACUGAGACUGCACCAUCAUUUUUGCUCUAGGCUUCUUUAGGUGGGUAGGGUGUGGGGAGAGAAGGCAGCAAAAGAAAACCAUACAUAGUAAAAAAAUUAAAGUGGGUCUCAUGUUGCAGGUUAGGGUUAAAGAUGGAUCCUGGGUCUGAAAGUUGAACACUGCUUGUGGGAACAGUUCGGCAGAUUUCACCCCCAAAUUCUGUCAUCAGCCACUGAUACCUGUAUUCUUUCCAUCAAGGUUACGGCAUAGUGGGCACCUGCUUGCCCUUUUGUGCCCGUGUUAUAUAAGGAGCAGCAUCUAGCACUUGAGCUAUGGCCAUGGAAACUGGAAAUUCUGGAUUCCAUCCCCAUUUCUGGAAGCAGUCUAGUAGUUAAAACCUGGAAUCCUGAUGCUGCCUCCAGUUCUGUAAGGGGAAUGAGAUUUAGUAGCGAAACUCAGCGGGCUUUCGAGAGGGUGGUCUCUCUUGGUGGAAAGAGGCUUGAGAUCUUAAUUCUGUUUUCAGCCAUUAGAGGGACUUUGAAGAUCUGGGAAUAGAAACUGGAUUUGAAGCUUUGGCACUUACUGGUGUUCAAAGCCCCAAAGGUACAAGGCUUCCUGGUUCUGCAGACAUUGUAAUGAGGAUGCUGGCAAUGGCAAAGUGACCUGUUGCCUUCCAGUCCAGCUGCCCAUCUUGCUCCCCUUCCCAUAUGCAAGGGUCAGGUGGAAAUAGUUGCGCAUUUUCUUCCCCUAACGUCAAACUGUCUUCCAUUUCCGCUUCCAGUUACUGGCUCAGAGUAUGAGACAAUGCUGAAUGAAAUCAUGUCAAUGGGCUAUGAGCGAGAGCGGGUGGCGGCAGCCCUACGGGCCAGCUACAACAACCCUCACCGGGCUGUGGAAUACCUGCUAACGGUAAGGAGAAAUGCUGAGUUAGUCCUACCCCAUCAAUAUAUUUUGGGCUUUCCUCCUGUUCUACAAGGGAUAUUCCUCGCUUCCUUUCCCUUCCACUUCACUGGUGUGCUAUAAUCAUUUUCUGCUCACUGCCGCCGCAACUCUGUUGCUAGCCUGGGUUGCUUGAAAGAGGCAGCGCACCAUGCUUUCUGAACCAUCUCAGACAGGUCCUCUAGAAGGAUGACGCCAUACUGGUUUCUCAGCUCUGUGCAUCUUGCUUGCUCUGUUGUCUCCCCUGCUUAGUAUAGCACAGAGGAAGACCACGGAUGCCAACCAGGGAGCUUGCUUUAUCUAAACAGUUGUGAGGUUAGUUGGACACUUUGCAAAGGGCUGUGGGCUGAAUCCUUGCACUCCUACAUUAAACUAAAUUUGGAAGCCAGAAAAAAAUCCCGUCAGAAUGAACAUUUUGUCAAUGUAACCAAACAUCCUUAGUCACAUAAUACGGGAAAAUAAAAUUGAAACUGAAGAGAUGUGAGCAGGCAAUAGACACGACUGGACUUGGGCAAGGAAAUCUGGAGAGGAGAAAUGUUCCCCCCUGUCACUGGAAGUCUUGCCCCAACAGAAACUGCCUUCAUAGUUUGUUUUGCCUUGAACAGUUCCCAUACACCAUCAGUCUUUGAGUGUAGCCAUUAGUGUGCUGUGGAUGUAAUCUUGAAAAGUGUAUGAUCUGGAAGAAGUUCCGUUAACUUUGCUUUCUCUAACUUUGCAGGGUAUCCCAGGUAGCCCAGAACCAGAGAGAGCCUCCAUCCAGGAGAGCCAGCCUCAAGAGCAGUCGGCACCAGAAGGUGUGUGUCCCGCCUUUCAUAUAAAGAGUUUACCGGAGCGGUGGACUAUGGGGAGUUGUGCCUAACUAGGCUGCAGUGCAUUGGCUAGUGGCAUGUUGGGAGAGUGCUGCCCCUUGAUGGCUUCAUACGCACUCCUCUCUCUAUGCACAUGCCCAGCCCCUCCCCCACUUGCUGCUGUUCUGCUUGCAUGCAUGGCUUUAACACUCAUUGCAUCUACAGGAGAGAACCCUCUGGAAUUUCUGCGAGACCAGCCCCAGUUCCAGAACAUGCGUCAGGUGAUCCAGCAGAACCCAGCUCUGCUCCCAGCCCUGCUCCAGCAGUUAGGCCAGGAGAACCCUCAGCUGCUGCAGGUAACUGAGUGGACGGGCUUUGUUUGUUGUCUCAGUCAGUUGGGGAUAGCCUUGGAGCAACCAGAUGGGUCAAAGUUACACUGGUCUGAGAUCCGCUGGUGCCAGCAUGGGUAGCAUCUCUCGGGCUGUUGUUUGGUAUUUCAGCAGAAAAAGCAGGCACAACAGAGCCAAGUGGGUAUGCUAACCUGGCUAGGCAGCACCAUUUGUGCUGUUGUAUGCAUUGUUUGCGUGUCAUUGACCUGUACAGCCAGAUCCUGCUUCUCAGAUGAGUGUUUGCUUCCCUGGGGUUCCUACUUUAAAUGUUGCUGCCAACCCUCAUGGCUCAGUUUCCUCCCAGUUCUCCUGAUUUGCCUACCCUAGGCUUUGGGUUAGGGCAUGGGUAGGCAAACUAAGGCCCAGGGCCCAAUCACCUUCUAGAUUCUGGCCCACGAAUGGUCUGGGAAUCAGCGUGUUUUUACAUGAGUAGAAUGUGUCCUUUUACUUAAAAUGCAUCUCUGGGUUAUUUGUAGGGCAUAGGAAUUCGUUCAUUCCCCCCCCCCCCAAAAAAAAAUAUAGUCCGGCCCCCCACAAGGUCUGAGGGACAGUGGACCAGCCCCCUGCUGAAAACGUUUGCUGACCCCUGGGUUAGGGUGAUCACUGCUGGCUCAGUCAUCUUCCUUUGCUUUGCCUUAAUUAUAUAUGGGCAAGCUUUAACAGUGGAUGCCGUGUUUGUUGGCACUAGAGGAGGAGGAUUAUGAAUACAACAUACUUGAAAAUUCAGUGGCAUAAGAAUGAGGACUUCAGCGUAGGAGAAAAGGACGGCAGGUCAGGUCUCCUCUCUUCCCCUCGAAUUGGAGGGUCUCCUGUGAGGGUUUGGUGUCCUUUGGAGGUGCUUGUGUGAGGUUUGCUGUCCCAGGGGCCCCGAGGGGUCGCAGGGUGUAGGCAUGUGUUAAUUGAUAACAGCAAGUUCUUCUCUUCCUCCUCCUCCAGCAAAUCAGCCAACACCAGGAGCAGUUCAUUCAGAUGCUCAAUGAACCACUGGGUGAAGUACCUGACAUCGCAGACAUUGAAGGAGAGAUGGGUGCUAUUGGGGAGGAAGCCCCUCAGAUGAAUUACAUCCAAGUCACGCCUCAGGAAAAAGAAGCCAUAGAAAGGGUAAAAGAGGGGAGCAGUGGCCUGGGGCAGGGACAAGAAGGGAAGUCCCUUGCUCUCUGUACUGGAGCUUCUCCCUGUAGGAUUUGCUCCCUCAUGAGAUACAGAACAGUUAAGCGGCCAGGGUGGUGGUCUCUACGUCUUGCGCUAGUUCCUGUAGGCUACAGAGACAUCUUGGUGGGUACAGUGGAAAGGGUGGGACUUUCAUGUUAUUGCCUAGUAUUACAAGUCACUCCCCAUCACCUUGCUGUGUGGACUAGAGCUAGGCUGGCUGACCUGUGGACCUCCAGAUAAUGUUGGAUUCCAGCUCCCACCAGCCACCUCCAGCAUGGCCACUGGGCAGCGAUGCUGGAAACUACUCCCUCAGGGCUCACAGGUUAGUCAGCCCCGCAAUAGAGUCUGAGGGCAGCACAGGAGCUUUAUUUAGGGCAGGAAGUGCAAGCAGCCUUGCAAUAAGCUGAUUGGCAUGUGAGCUCUGAACAUGGGGUUUUGCUUCAUUCGCUUUUGUCUUUCUCUAAGGCUAUAGAACCAUGGUUACGCAUAAGCCAGUUCUGCACCAAACAAGCAAGUUUUCCGUACUGAAAUAUUUGUUGAUUCUAAAAAAGCCCCAAACAUUUCUAAACUGCUUAAUAUGUUAAAAUCUUUAAGUGGUGUACAAACAAAUAAACAAUAAAACAGUAUCACGAAAGCAGAGAGAAAAACAAGAACCUGUAAAGCUGUAUUAUAAAAACAAGAGUUCAGUAAUAGCAAGGUCCAGUCUUAAGGGCCAGGGAAAGCCUGAGCAAAUAUAUAUAUCUUAUGUGUGAGGCAACUGAAGAGGAAGGGCAUACCACAGAAUGGGAGCAUAUGAACCUGCCUGGACCCUGAGAUCAUCUGAGGCCCUUCUUCGUGUGCCUCCUCCAUGAAAGGUCCGGAGGGUGACAACACAAGAACAAGCCUUUUUUGCAGCCGAACUGAUAAUUACGCUAACCCUACUAAUGAUGUCUGCCUACUCCGCUCCUGUGGUGAACCAUUCUGUAGAGUGCCAUGGUCCUUAUUUUGGUACUUGCCUUGCCCAGACCUGACCCAACACAGGAUAAGCAUGUUGGGAUCUCCCAUAAGGGGGUCUGUGUAUCAUCAUCAUCAUCAUCAUCAUCAUUGGCAGCAGUUGGCUCCUUACAGGAAAGGUGAGAUUGUAGGACGCACAGUGUUGCCAAUCAGAGCGUUUCUAACUUUUUUCCUUCCUUUCCUCUUUCUCUCUCUCUCUCUCUCUCUCUCCCUUCCCCACCCUUAGUUAAAGGCCUUGGGCUUCCCUGAGAGCCUGGUGAUCCAGGCCUACUUUGCUUGUGAGAAGAAUGAGAAUCUGGCGGCCAACUUCCUGCUGAGUCAGAACUUUGAUGACGAGUGAUAAAAGAAAAGAGUUUUAUAUAAAAUUCUCUAUAUAAAUAUUCGUUUAUUUAAAGGGGCACGUAUUGGGAUAUGGGGGAAUGGUAUGAUUUUAGAAUGUCCCAGGCAAUUUUGCUGGCUGGAGGAAAAUACUCUACCUUGGAAACUGGGCAGCUGGGGAAAAAGCAGAACUAACGCACCUUCUCCUCUUUCCCUCCCCAAAAAACAAGGGCUGCAUUUGAGCCCAGCUGCAUCCCACGACAGUCCUUGGACCGGCAAGCAGGAUGUUCAGGGAAAGGUUGACAUGGCAGAUGGGUUCGAUUGGACCUCCUCCCAUCUGAGCUGAUUGCGUGUGUGCAAACAGAUUGCUCUUUUGUUUGCAAAUCCCUCCCCCCUCCCUCCCCUCACCAAUGCACAGUGCUACAAGGCCUAAAUGCGUCUGGGCUCAUCAGCUAAUUCUGUCAGUAAUAUUAUUCCCUUCCCUUUCCACUGGCCUUUGAAAGAAGUUCAGUGCUUCAUCCCUGUUCCAGAGAGCUGCUUGCACUAGGUGGGUGACCUGCCUUCUGAUGAUCUUUUUGAUAGCUGUGCUUGCACUGAAGAGGCUGUGCCACGAUGGAGGAAUACUUUGUAAUGUUGCACAUAAAUCCCCUUUCCCAGCCCUGGUAUUACCUUUCAUCCUCCUCUGCUAAGCAGCCACCCACCAUGUAACUGCAGCUCUUUGGCACUCUUCUUAAAUUAAUUCUCAGAAGUAGCACUGGAAACUGGGGCCUGGUGAACAGUUGCCCUUUGAUACAGCAGGUUUCCUACCUUGGGGCCCUUUGACUGUUUGAGUUUAUCCCACUUCCCAUGGCUACUCUGCAGAAUUGGAGAAGUGGCUGGACUGCCUUUGCCGUCUCGCUUCCCCAGACUUGCCUAAGCAGGGCUCAUCACUCAUGUAACACAUUGCUCAGCAGAGUUUGAUUUCGAAUUGUUUUAACAUUAACAUCUUGAAACGCGAGUCUUUUAAAAGCGGCUUUUUGGCACUUGUGUCCAUUGAAUGAAUUCCAUUUUUAACAUUUUCUGUGUUGUGGAAGUUUUAAGGAAAUUAAUAUUUUCUAGUAUUAACUUGAUUUACCUGUUGUUUGGAAGAUUCUUGCAUUUUAAGGACUUUUUCCCCCCUUAAAGGAAACCCAUUAGUAUUGGGGGGAUACAGAAUCUCUUUGUUAAACGUUGGGGGGGGGGCGCUUUGCUUUUUUAAUUUGGUGGGAAAUAUCAAAUUGACAUAUUUUCGCAAAUCUUUAUAGGAAAAUGUAAAAAGGAAAAUUCUGCUUUGAUGUACCUUUUUGAAGCUUGAGUUUGAACUGACUGCACUUGAACAUAUCCUGAUUGAUCUCACCAGGAAGCUGAUCUGGUACUUGGCUUCAGUCUCAAAUAUCCAGUGAAAUUGACCUUGAACUUGAGAUGCACAGGCACAGAACUGCAGAGUUUCCUCCAGUUUAGCUCAUCCUUCACCUUAUCAUAGGAAUGUUGGUCAAAAUUGUUGCUGGUUUGAACAUCAAUAAAACUGUCAGUAUCACCUGUCUAAACCCCCGUUUUCUUCGAUGAACCAUGAAAUUGACUACUGCCUUCCCCCUCUACCCUCAUAGCAAUCCUGUCUCGAGUCCCACUCUUUCCUCAGCACAUGCCCACUGCAGAGGGAUCAGGAGUAUUGCCUCUAUGCCUCAAAAAUAAAUUCCGAAGCCAUAAAUUACUGCUAAAUUGUGUGAUAUUGUUCUGUGGCUAUGACUGACAGUGUGCAAUAUGUACUGGAUAAGUAAAACCAAUGUGAUUUUUUUGGGGGGGGGGGAGAGGCAGGGGAGACAUGGAGGAAAGGGGAAUUUCUGGUUCUCAAGCCUGAAAGCGAGUAUCCAGUGGUUAUAAACAUGGCUGUAGGUAAGGGCAAAGAGUGUAGGUUCUCCUGAUUUGAUAAGCAAAGUUGCUUUUCUCCACUGGAAUACAAUGAUAUUUGGUACUUGAAUGGCUUGGCUUCCGAACAAAUUGGCUCCUGAAUGCCGCAAAUCUGGAAUGAGUGUUCCGGUUUGCAAACGUUUUUUGGAAGCUGAACGUCUGACACGUCUUCCGACUGAGUGCAGGAAGCUCCUGCAGCCAUUUGGAAGCCGGGCCUUGGUUUUUGAACGGUUUCGGGAGUCAAAUGGACUCCUGGAAUGCAUUAAGUUCGAGAACCAAGGUACCACUCUAAACCCUGUUUAAAAGCUUCCUGAGAUGGCUGUUCCACUUGACCUUGUUAUUUGGCUUAGGCAUUCAGACAGCAUCAAGGUAUCUUUGGGUAGUAAGCAAACCAAAAAGCUGAUGAUUGAGGUGGCAUGGAAAACUUUUUUAGAAGUGGGAGCUAAAGAAUGAUGUCACUGUUGAUUUAUGGCUCUAUUCAGAGCAGCAGCAGUUGACUCCUAGGAUGGACUGAAAAGGUACUGAGUGUGUUGCCCAGGAGUGGAACUUGGGUGCUGAAAAAAGCAGAAUCAAUUACAGUGAUAUUUCGGGUUACAAACGCUUCAGGUUACAAACGCUUCAGGUUACAGACUCCGCUAACCCGGAAGUAGUACCUUGGGUUAAGAACUUUACCUCAGGAUGAGAACAGAAAUCGUGGCGCGGCAGUGCGGUGGCAGCAGGAGGAGGCCCCAUUAGCUAAAGUGGUACCUCAGGUUAAGAACAGUUUCAGGUUAAAGACAGACCUCCAGAACGAAUUAAGUUCUUAAUGCGAGGUACCACUGUAUGCAAAAUAAGCAAGCAAUACACAACACUGCUUAAUUUGCAAAAUGUGAUCACAUUUAACAGUUCAGCUGCUUGACACAGCAAUUUGAUUUAAGCACAUUCUCUCAGAUGCUGAGGUCUUGGUUAGAGAAACUGCAACUGUGUAUUUUAUCAGAGAUGGGUGGAAAGAACUAGAGGAGAAAUGGCUUGCAAAAAAAAAAAAGUUUGACCAGCUUUACUUGCUAAGUCUGAAAAGAGCAAAGACCACCAACCAGGCCCCUUUUGGGAAAUUAGUUAAUGAGUUAAUUGCAGUUCUGUUUGGGCGACCUGCCAGUUGUGCCCCCAGCUGAAAACAUGGGACAUUUUAUCCUUCCAAGUUUUGGGUGGGUGUCACCAUGAAGAGAUCUGCUUCUUCUCUGUAUCUGAUGGAGCACGAUUGUGGGCACUAUGGACAGAAUAUGAAAUAAACAAGCUCUCGAAGCCACUCGGUGGCAGGAAAGGGACAUGGAUCUCCUU
This is a messenger RNA of Podarcis lilfordi (Lilford's wall lizard), 15514 nucleotides long. NCBI's taxonomy places the organism in Eukaryota, Metazoa, Chordata, Lepidosauria, Squamata, Lacertidae. The record is from the annotation of a GenBank genome assembly.